Molecule: messenger RNA, 552 nt
Organism: Ophidiomyces ophidiicola
Lineage: Eukaryota; Fungi; Ascomycota; Eurotiomycetes; Onygenales; Onygenaceae
Exons: 7
Coding region: 1-552 (183 amino acids)
Biological process (GO): positive regulation of cytoplasmic translation
Cellular component (GO): cytoplasm
Molecular function (GO): mRNA binding; single-stranded RNA binding; zinc ion binding
Source: RefSeq, a predicted model, not a curated record
AUGCCGAAUGGCGGAGACAGUCUUCGCUGUCCUUGUCUUGCGUUUUGUGGCGACUCCGCCCACCAGGCCCGCGACUGCCCUAAGAAAGGAGCCUCUGUUUGCUACAACUGCGGUGGAGAAGGACAUCUUAGCCGCGAUUGCAAUGAACCCGCCAAGGAGAAGUCUUGCUACCGUUGCGGUAUGACCGGUCAUAUUUCCCGUGAUUGCACCCAGUCCGGCGGCGGCGAAUCCGGAGAGACUAGAUCUCAGGAAUGCUACAAGUGUGGUCAGGUCGGUCAUAUUGCCCGCAACUGCAACCAGGGAUCCGGAUACAGCGGCUAUAGCGGUGGUUCUUAUGGUGGCAGCGGCGGCGGUUAUGGCGGCCGUGGUCAGACCUGCUACUCUUGUGGUGGGUAUGGCCAUAUGGCUCGCGAUUGCACCCAGGGUCAGAAAUGCUACAACUGCGGUGAGCACGGCCACGUUUCUCGCGACUGCACCACCGAAGGCAAAGGAGAGCGUGUUUGCUACAAGUGCAAGCAGCCUGGUCACGUUCAGGCCGCCUGCACCAACUAA